Corylus avellana is the source of this 1286-nucleotide messenger RNA. RefSeq names its product putative caffeoyl-CoA O-methyltransferase At4g26220. The record is from RefSeq and is a predicted model, not a curated record. Gene Ontology annotation, molecular function: S-adenosylmethionine-dependent methyltransferase activity; O-methyltransferase activity. Lineage: Eukaryota; Viridiplantae; Streptophyta; Magnoliopsida; Fagales; Betulaceae.
AACCAAACGCAUGGUAAAGGUGUUUAUUUAUUUCAAGCCAAAAGCCUUUCGCUAUCAAAAAACCAUAAACCCGUCGUUUCACACUGGAUCUAUGAUACAGAAACGUGGUCUUGUCAGCAGUCACCCGUCGAUCAAUCACAGUCCGUUGAGUGGUAGACAGUGACCCAGUGAAUAGAGGUGGAACCUCUAUUCUAUUGAUGAACUUGAGGCUUCUGGGUGGAUCCGGUGGGUGGUCCUGAUUCAACCACUUUCUGACACCACAGUCAAUUGACAGGACUUAACACAAUGGAGCAAAAUGUGAAAUUCUUACCUACUCGUUCUAAGAGUUUACUGCAGAGUGAUGAUUUGCACCAGUAUAUCCUGGAGACUAGUGUGUACCCACGUGAACCAGAACUUCUGAAGGAGCUAAGGCAUAUCACUGCUGGCCUCCCACGUGCUAGGAUGGCUACCGCACCAGAUGCAGCCCAGUUGAUUGCCAUGCUGUUGGAGCUAGUAAAUGCAAAAAAGACUAUUGAAGUUGGAGUUUUCACAGGAUACUCUCUUCUCCUCACUGCUCUUACAAUCCCAGAGGAUGGCAAGAUUACAGCCAUAGAUAUAAAUCGGGAGACGUUUGAGAUUGGGUUGCCGAUCAUUAAGAAAGCUGGUGUUGCAGAUAAAAUUAAUUUUAUUGAGUCUGAGGCUUUACCAGUCCUUGAUCAGCUUUUACAAAAUCAUGAAAACGAAGGGAGCUUUGACUUUGCGUUUGUCGAUGCCGACAAGGUUAAUUAUUGGAGCUACCAUGAGCGGUUGAUGAAACUGUUAAAGGUGGGUGGGAUUGUUGUCUAUGAUAACACACUCUGGUCAGGAACAGUUGCAAUGCCUGAUGAGUUGGUUCCAGAGUUCUGGAAACCGGGCAGGCAGUUCAUAAUUGAGUUCAACAAAUUACUGGCAGCUGAUCCCCGCGUCCAAAUUUCACAUGCUUCAAUAGGUGAUGGUAUCACCAUCUGCAAGCGUCUCUACUGAACAGUGCUUGUAACUUUUCUGUAAUGGAUAAUGCUAUUUAGUAGACUACUAUUCAACUGUCGUAUAAAUUGGGAUGAUGUGACAGUGCAAAUAAGCUGUUUUAAUUUUUUUAAUUUUGCAAGUGUUAAUCUAAAGGUUAAUUUUUACUUAACAGUCUACUAAAUAUCAUUACUCUCAAUUUACUUGCCUUAUCACAUAGAGCUUGAAUGUAAAAUUCGCUUGAACUACAUAUGAAGAAAACAGUUUGUGAUUUUGAAAUAAGAGAAACUGAGGUUGCUGAACUA